Lolium rigidum is the source of this 501-nucleotide messenger RNA. RefSeq lists its product as uncharacterized. The coding region runs from base 1 to 501 and encodes 166 amino acids. The record is from RefSeq and is a predicted model, not a curated record. The transcript has 4 exons. NCBI's taxonomy places the organism in Eukaryota, Viridiplantae, Streptophyta, Magnoliopsida, Poales, Poaceae.
AUGACGCACACUCCGAUAGCCAUCGACCGGACACAAAUGUCCCUCGGCUCUCCGCCGGCGGAGUUGGAGGUCAUAUCCUCCUCCCCCUCCCCCUCCUCCUCCUCUUGGCGCGUGACCCCGCGGCCACCUGCGCGGAUACAGGAGGACGGGGACGACGGCGGUGAGGGGAACCCGGAGGAGUUCAAGGACUUAACCGAUCAGGAACUGCAGGCGAAGUGUAAGCGACUGCGUACUUUCCAAGGUCCACUACCCGACGGCGGCCAGAAGUUUCGGAACUUGGUCCGCCGGGUGGAGAGGGAGCUUGAUCGCCGCGCCUCCGCCGGGCCGAGAAAGGUUGAGAUGGGUCGGAGACAGUCGGUGCAGACACCCAGUGGGAAUGAUCCCAAUGCCUCAAAAAGUGGCGAUGAGCGCAAUUGCAGCAACUUCGGUGGCAAACACCAUCUGAAAUCAUAUCUCACUCCACGUACAAAGAAUGGCAAGGUAAAGAAGCAGCAGGUUUAG